Molecule: messenger RNA, 1795 nt
Organism: Cydia splendana
Lineage: Eukaryota; Metazoa; Arthropoda; Insecta; Lepidoptera; Tortricidae
Gene: Cdc7
Product: cell division cycle 7-related protein kinase-like
Biological process (GO): mitotic DNA damage checkpoint signaling; protein phosphorylation
Cellular component (GO): nucleus
Molecular function (GO): ATP binding; protein serine/threonine kinase activity
Source: RefSeq, a predicted model, not a curated record
AUAGUAGAAAGCCAUCGCGGCGUAGCCAUCGCCGUCGCGACGGCGAUUAAUGAUUUUAAUUUAUUUAUCUUAAGUUUAUGCCUUUAAUUUUACAUGAACCUUAGCUUUUAUUUUUAACUGCCUACGUAAUAAGUUAGAGCCGUUACCGUAUUAUGUCUAGAAUUAGGGGAAUCGAAGCCAAAGUGAAAAAAGAAAUUUUGCAUUCAGCCAAAAAUAAAAAUGGACCAGACACAGCCUGCGAAAAGAAUGACGCGGAGAAAGACCAGGUGAAGGAACUGCUGGGCAAGAUCCCCGUGCUGGCGAAGACCUUCGAUAUCCACCGGAAGAUCGGCGAGGGCACGUUCAGCUCCGUCUACCUUGGCUCCAUGAGGCAGGACGCGAGCGUGGCCGGCGGAGACAAGAGAUGGUUCGCCGUGAAACAUUUAGUGCCGACCACGCACCCCACAAGAGUGGCGCACGAACUGCGCUGUCUAAGGGACAUCGGCGGCAAGAACCAUGUGAUCGGAGUGGAGCUGUGCCUUCGCAACCUGGACCACGUCGUCUUCAUCAUGCCCUACAUACCGCACCAGAAGUUCUCCGAAUACGUUGGCGAUAUGGACGCGAACGAGCUGCGGCAAUACAUGCGCGCACUGUUAACUGCACUACGACACGUGCACACGUUCGGCGUCAUACACCGGGACGUGAAGCCGAGCAACUUCCUUUACGACCGCGAGCGGCGGCGCUACGCGCUGGUGGACUUCGGAUUGGCGCAGCACACGGCGGCGCCCACGCAGCCGCCCCCCGCGCACCAGCCCCUCAAACGGACACGGGACGACGACUCCCUCCUCCCGGGCGCCAAGCGCAUGGCGCUCGACCUGUGCGUGCGGCGCGCGGCCCGCUCGCCCGCGCCGGCGCCCGCGCCCGUGCCCGCCCCGCGCGCCUGCGCGUGCGCCGGCGCGGGCGGCGUGUGCGGCGAGUGCGCCGUGUGGGCCCCGCCGCGCGCCAACCGCGCCGGCACGCAGGGCUUCCGUCCGCCUGAGGUGUUCUUCAAGUACCCGCACCAGAGCACGGCGGUGGACAUGUGGGCCGCGGGGGUCAUCCUGGCCAGCGUGCUGUCCGGCAGAUACCCGUUCUUCCGAGCCACCGACGACCUGACCGCCUUGGCCGAGAUCACGGAGCUACUGGGCACCGAGGCGCUACAGCGGACCGCACAGGCGCUAGGUAACUACACUAUACACCACGUAGUCAUACUGGCCAGCGUGUUGUCCGGCAGAUACCCGUUCUUCCGCGCCACCGACGACCUGACCACCUUGGCCGAGAUCACGGAGCUGCUGGGCACCGAGGCGCUACAGCGGACCGCACAGGCGCUAGGCUGCCGGCUGGUGACGUCGACGCGCCGCCACGGGCUGUGCCUGCGCAAGCUGUCCGCGCACCUGCGCGGCGCGCCGCCCGCGCACGACGCGCCACCCUGCGCCAAGUGCGGCCUGAGGCGCGCGCGCUGCGUAUGCCGAGACGACACGCCGCCGCACACGCACGACCCGUUGCGCUUCGUGUGCGGGUUCCCCGACGCGGCGUUCGCGCUGGCGGCGCGGCUGCUGGAGCCCGACCCGCGCGCGCGCAUCACCGCCGCCGACGCGCUGCGGCACCCCUUCCUGGCGCAGCCCCUAUAGCCAGUGUGUGUGAUACGUCGGCAAAAGACGGCCGCCCGACAAGGAUGUCUAUAGUGAAAUAAUAUAAAGGUGAAACACAUUAGUUAAUUAAUAUUAAUUGAGUCCCUAAACUCUAAGGCUAUACUUUUGACCCUUUUCCGGGCAUA